AUGGACUCUGGUUUACAAUACGACGAAUCUCCGAUCGAUUUGACGGCAGAGUCUGAAUCAAGGUCAAAGAUUUCGGGUUUCGGGUCUCUGGAUGGAUCCGGGUCUGGAUCCGAAUCAACGGAGAGUUUGAGAGAUCAAGUGACUGGGUUUAUGAAGUCAUGGGGAGAAAUGCUAAUGGAUCUCGCAAUUGGAUGCAAAGACGUUGUGCAGCAGAAUGUGGUGAGUGAAGACUCGGUCGUUGUUCGUAAGCUUCGAAAACCAGCUGCUAAGGUUUCCAAGAAGCUAAGCUUCCUUAACGAGUUCUUGCCUGAAGAUCGUGAUCCUGUACAUGCUUGGCCUGUGAUUUUCUUCGUCUUCCUCCUAGCUCUCACAGCAUUGAGUUUUAGUUCUGAUCAUGAUAGAACCGUCCCCGUGUUGAAGAAAAUCCGUCUGCAUCCUCCUGGUGCAAGCCGUGUACAGCUUCCAGAUGGUAGAUAUUUAGCUUACCAGGAGCUUGGUGUUUCAGCUGACAGGGCUAGAUAUUAUCUGAUUGUGCCUCAUUCUUUUCUUUCGUCUCGGCUUGCAGGUAUACCUGGAGUGAAAGAAUCAUUGCUGGAGGAGUAUGGUGUCCGUUUAGUGUCAUAUGAUCUUCCAGGGUUUGGAGAAAGUGAUCCUCAUCGCGCUCGGAACCUUAGCUCAUCUGCCUCGGAUAUGAUUGACCUAGCUACUGCUCUCGGGAUUGUUGAGAAGUUCUGGUUACUCGGCUAUUCCACUGGUAGCAUGCAUGCCUGGGCUGCAAUGAGAUACUUUCCUGACAAAAUAGCUGGAGUUGCCAUGUUAGCUCCUAUGAUCAAUCCAUAUGAGCCAAGCAUGAACAAGGAAGAGAUGGCGAAAACGUGGGAGCACUGGCUACGAAAGAGGAAAUUCAUGUACUGUUUAGCACGCCGCUGGCCAAGACUUCUUCCUUUUUUCUACCGUAGGUCCUUUCUCUCUGGUAAUCUCGAGCCGCUGGAUCAGUGGAUGUCAAUAUCAUUAGGAGAAAAGGACAAACUAGUAAUGACAGAUCAAGUUUUUGAAGAUCUUCACCAAAGGAACGUGGAGGAGUCCAUACGCCAAGGAACGGCAAAACCAUUUGUCGAAGAAGCCAUGUUACAAGUAUCAAACUGGGGAUUUAGUCUUCCCGAGUUUCGCAUGCAGAAGAAGUGCAAAACCAAUGGUGUCCUCUCUUGGCUAAUGUCAAUGUACAGUGAAUCAGAAUGCCAACUUAUCGGGUUUCAAAAACCCAUACACAUAUGGCAGAGUAUGGACGACCGAGUCGCACCACCUUCAGUGACCGAUUACAUUAGCCGGGUCAUACCAGAAGUAACGGUUCAUAGACUCCCAAAUGAAGGCCACUUCUCUUACUUCUUUCUCUGUGAUGAGUGCCACAAGCAGAUCUUCUCAGCCAUAUUUGGAGAACCGAGGGGACCGAUAAUGCUAUCGGAACCAAGAAUGGAAACCCAUAAACCGGAGAUGGGGUUAUCCGAUACUAGCACUACCAAUGAGUAA
Arabis nemorensis is the source of this 1527-nucleotide messenger RNA. Lineage: Eukaryota; Viridiplantae; Streptophyta; Magnoliopsida; Brassicales; Brassicaceae. The record is from the annotation of a GenBank genome assembly.